Zophobas morio is the source of this 2849-nucleotide messenger RNA. Its product is annotated as sarcosine dehydrogenase, mitochondrial. Gene Ontology annotation, cellular component: mitochondrial matrix; cytoplasm; mitochondrion. NCBI's taxonomy places the organism in Eukaryota, Metazoa, Arthropoda, Insecta, Coleoptera, Tenebrionidae. Bases 120 to 2789 code for a protein of 889 amino acids. The record is from RefSeq and is a predicted model, not a curated record. The transcript is spliced from 9 exons. Gene Ontology annotation, molecular function: sarcosine dehydrogenase activity; protein binding.
UAAUAGUUUCUACAAAUAAACUAGGGUCAGAGUGGUGAUGAUAGAAUAAACACGUUCAAUCACAGUCAAUUUAUCCAGCGCAGAACGAACACCAUUUCGAUGAACUCGUAAACACGAACAUGUGGAGGCUCAGAAAUGCAUUUCGAACUAAAAAUUUUCCAAAAUUACCUCAAACCGCGUACUACGCCACCGAAAGCGGCCUUCCCAACCAGGCGGAUGUCGUAGUCAUUGGUGGCGGCGUUGCCGGUUGCAGCCUUCUGUACCACUUGUGUAAAAGGGGUAUCAAUGCCGUUUUACUCGAAAAAGACAAAAUCACUAGUGGUACCACAUGGCAUACUAGCGCCCUUUGCUGGAGGCUGAGGCCUGGUGACGUCGAUGUGAGACUUUUGGAAUCUACGAGGAAGCUUCUUAUGAGUUUGGAGCAGGAAACGGGGCUCAAUACCGGGUGGAUUAAUAACGGAGGACUCUUUAUUGCUAAAUCAGAGCGACGCAUUGAAGAAUACAAACGUCUUCACACAUUCGGACACUUUUUCAAUAUCGAAAGCCACGUAAUAUCUCCUAAUGAAGCCGCAAAAUUAUCUCCAAUACUCGAUCCGAAGAAAUUUAAGGCCGCUUUAUAUUCACCAGGAGAUGGUUACACUGACCCUUCAAUGUACUGUGCUGCAUUAAUAAAAGGCGCUACUACUAGAGGGGGCCAGGUUAUAGAAAACUGCCCGGUAAGCAAUAUUCUCGUAGAUUCAUCUACCGAAGUAAGGAAAGUGCAAGGAGUCGAAACAGCAAAAGGCACCAUCAAGACAAGUUGCGUAGUUAACGCCGCCGGUGUCUGGUCAAAAAAUAUAGCUCAACUUGUUGGUUUGGAGAUCCCCCUCGUGGCCAUGAAACACGCGUAUAUAAUAACCGAUAACAUACCGGAAGUAAAACAUUCGCCAAAUAUUCGAGAUCAUGAUGGAUCGAUAUAUAUGAGAAUGCAGGGAGAAAGCAUAUAUCUGGGAGGGUACGAAACCAACCCAGAAAUCAUCAAAGACAUGCCUACAGAUUUUCAAUUCAGUCUGUUCGAUUUGGACAAGAGCAUCUUCGAAGUACACGUAAAGAAUGCUGCUGAUAUAGCUCCUGUAUUUGAACAUGUCCCCAUCAAAUCUGAUAUUUGUGGGGCCGAAUCGUUCACCCCUGACCAUAAACCCCUCAUGGGUGAAGACCCCAAGCUUGCAGGUUUCUUCUAUUCGUGUGGUUAUAAUAGUCUAGGUAUGAACCUAAGCGGCGGCUGUGCUGAACAAUUAGCCAUUUGGAUCUCACAAGGUCGGCCAGAAUUACCCAUGUUUACAUAUGAUAUAAGAAGAUUCACGCCCAACCAAAGAUCGAAUAGGGCUUGGGUAACCGAAACUAGUCAAGAAUGUUAUGCUAAAAAUUAUAGUAUUGUUUUUCCACACGAUCAACCUCUAGCUGGAAGAAACCACAAAAUUGAUCCUUUCCAUGAGGCUUUAGUAGCGAGCGGAGCCGUCAUGGAGGAAGCCCAAGGCUGGGAAAGACCUGGCUACUUCAUCAAAGACCGAACGGCCCCUGUACGAGGCUAUGACUGGUACGGCUACUACGAUCAUGUAGACAAUCCCGAUAAACGGUACGAGCAAGAACUGGAGGGCGAAUAUACUUUCGGAUUCUCAAAACAUCAUGAUCUGAUCGGAGAAGAGGCCAAUGCAGCUCGAAAUAAUGUAGCGGUUUUCGAUCUUUCUUACUUCACAAAGAUGUACUUAACAGGUCCUGAUGCUGAAGAAGCAGCUGAUUGGUUGUUCACCGCAGAUACCGACAAGGAACCUGGACGCGUGGUAUACACUUGCGCUUUGAACAGCAAAGGAGGUGUCGAAACUGACGUUACGGUAACACCGUUGGAAGAAGGUGUAGGAACACUUGUUGGACCAAUUUUGAAGGGCAAAGGAUACUAUAUCGUCGCAGGUGGGGCCUCAGGGUACCAGACAGUGUCUCAUUUCCGGAAAGAAUUGAAUAAGAAGAGGUUCAAGGCUGUUAUAAGCGAUAUUACAGACAAGCUAGGUGUGUUGUCGAUUCAGGGACCAAAAAGUCGAGAACUUUUGCAAUCCAUCACCGAAACCCCAAUCACAGACGAGAAAUUCCCUCCAAGCAUGUCGCACAUUAUCCACGUGAACGGACACGUGUGUCGCGCCAUGAGAAUAAGUUUCAUUGGAGAACUAGGUUACGAAUUGCACAUUCCUUAUGCUGCUUGUGUCCCUGUAUACAACAAAGUAAUGGAUGCGGGAAGAGGUUUCGAUUUGAGACAUGCCGGAUUCAGAGCUUUGUAUUCUUUGAGUCUCGAGAAAGGGUACCACUUGUGGAACUACGAUCUUAGAAUUGACGACAAUCCAGUCGAGGGCAACUUACAGGCGUUUUGUCGUAAGGAUGGUCAAUACUUGGGGAAACAACACGUGGAGAAGUUAAAGCAACACGGUGUGAAGAAACGAAGGGUUUUCUUCACGUUAGAAGACCAUGUGGCGGUGUACGGUUUAGAAACUAUUUGGAGGGAUGAUGCCAUUGUGGGAUAUUUAAGAAGAGGUGAUUAUGGAUAUCAUUUAGAUUGCAGCAUUGGUGUCGGAUACGUGGAACAUCCCACUGGGCAAAUACUUACUGAUGAGUUUUUGAAGACCGGCAAUUAUGAGAUAGAAGUUUUGAAUAAGAGGUAUCCGGCGACUUUGUAUUUGAGGAGUCCUUUUGAUCCUAAAGGGCAGAGGUUGUUGGGACAAUACGAACAGCAGUUCGAAGAGCAAGCGCAUUUUGAAGACUGAUGUGUUCAUACUUUUUGUUGAUAUUUUAUAAGAGAAACGAAUAAAAAUUUAUUUUCUUUA